Molecule: messenger RNA, 3539 nt
Organism: Oppia nitens
Lineage: Eukaryota; Metazoa; Arthropoda; Arachnida; Sarcoptiformes; Oppiidae
Gene: SWIP
Product: WASH complex subunit 4-like
Exons: 3
Coding region: 177-3539 (1120 amino acids)
Biological process (GO): endosome organization; endosomal transport
Cellular component (GO): WASH complex; endosome
Source: RefSeq, a predicted model, not a curated record
UAUGUCUUAAUACCUGACAUACAGUGUAUUGAAUAUUAUUGACUGUUAUGUCAAACAAAUAUAAACAACAAAACAAUGAAUUAUUUGUAGAAAUCAUUGACUCAUUCAGUGAUCAAUUGAUUAGACAAACAAAUGAAUGAAUAAAACGACGAUUUUUGUGACUAUUGUUUGAUUGAAUGACAGCAAAGAUGUCCAAAUCAUAUGAAGACCAACUGAUACGCGAAGUCAAUGAAAAUGUUUUGAAACGUUUCGGUCGUUUUGUUGAUCACUUUAACCACGAAUUGGCGACAAUUCAUAAUUUAAAUGUCAAACAAAUCAAAUCUUCAAUUGAAGUGCCAUUUGAUUGUCCGUCAAUUGAUUGUAAUGAUGUGAAAGAGAGGACAGAUCUGAUUGAAUUACUUCAGACUUGUGGUAAUAUGCAGUUGAAUAAAGUUGUCUUAGUUUUUGGUCGACUCACUCAAGAGAUGCAAUAUUUGGCGCAAACCGGUUCCCAACGUUUCUGUGAUCAACUGGUUCUUUACGGCGAACCAAUUACCAGUGAUAUUAAUAAUGAAGACAUGUCUUCAAUCGCCAAACUCUUACCUUUACUUCACGAUCUCUCUUCAUUUGUUAAUCAUUGUCUAAAUGUUGUGUCAAAUGUUGUCCAACAGAUCAAUGGAUUAAUUAAUAUAUCAAAUAUUCCGACAAAGAAAGGUUUGUCUAACAAUUAUAAGGAACUGAUACCAGACUUGAGUUCAAAUCUUAGAUUUGAUGCAGUUUUUGAUGCCAUAUGUGAAUUGGGAGUGACUUUAAUUAAUUUGGAUGAUAUUAUUACUAAUCAAAUGAAUUUGAAACUUGAUUUUGUUAAUUAUAAGCGUAUUAUUGAAUUAGUUUCGGCUAAUUCAGACAAAUUUGAUGUCAAAAAUGAUAUCAUGAAAGUCAAGACAUUGUUUAAGUUAAUAGAUAAGAUUGAGAAGCAGCUCAUUGAUGGCGAUGGUAUCUUCAAAACAUUUAUUGAUGCCAUGGCUAAUGAUGAAAGUAUUGCUAAAAAUAGUCAAAUGGCUGAACAAUUUGCUAAUUAUAUUAGAUUUAAUUGUUCCGAUAUGGAAGUAUCACCCGAACUGAUUUUAGACAACAAAUUUUUAGGAUUGAAUGCCUUUUUUGUUAUUUAUGUUUGGAUUUUCAAAAAAGAAGACAAAAGAUUAUAUAAAAUGCUAACUGAUUGUCAAAAGAAAAUUGGGAUCAAUUUAUGUCAUUUAAGAGGCAAUUGUUGUGUAAUACCAGAUAAGUUUGUGGCCAACCAUUUACCGCGAUCUAUGUUUGACAAGAAAUUGUUGGAGACUUUUAAUAGUCAACGCGAGUUGUUUUUAAAACAAAAUUUCGAUCGUGAAGUCAAACAAAUUAACCUCAAAGUCACUAAUUGGUUGGUCCGCUUUGAACAAGACAUCAGCGGUACAACUGAUCUCAACACAAACCUUAUUGAAGUUUUAACAAAACAACAAAAAGUCAUUGAAGAAGGUCUUGAAAAUGUGAGGAUAUUAACUAAUCUUAUAAAGAAUUGUAUAUCACUUCAUCUACAAAACGGUCGACCGAUGGCUAAACAAGACUUACUGGCCAUUUGUAAAGCCAUUUGUAUUGUUAAAGGCAUUCAAUUAACAUUUUAUCAUAAAAAGGGUCAUUUAAUUAAUAUUUUAGGACAUUUGGCUCAAUAUAUUUGUUGUGUUAUCUUAAAAAUGUUAAGUAAUGUUAAAACACGACUUAUGGCAGACGUGAAGAAAUACUCGGAAAAGAAAUUAGAUUUGUUGUCGGCUGUCAUUCUGACCUCUAAUUGUCUUAACGGUCCGAUUCUUACCGAACAACGAAGGAUUUUGAUUUCAAUUUGUUUGGCUUUUAUAUCAUUCACUCUCAGCGCUGAAGAGUUGACAAAAAUAUUAACUUUAACUAAAAAACUUGAAUUAUUUACAAAAGUUCAUUCAUUAAUGAAUCAGUGGUCUAAUUGUGAUUUCUUAUACUUUAAUAGAGCCGUUUUGGGCGUCUAUUUCAUUGACUUUUUUGAAAAUGAUUCCUCAAAUGUUAAUGAAUUGAGACAUUUUUUCAAUGCCUUAACCGAUUCAUUGACAUUAAUUAAUAAAUGCAUUGAUGAAGAAAAGCGUCAAAUUUUAUUAAAACAAUUUGAUUGUGAAAUAAAUGAAAUUUUUGUCAAUGAAUUUCUAGAUAAGAUUUGUACCGAAUUUGAGACCGAAUUGCGACUACAGAUUCAUUCAGAUCUUCAGCUCGACGAUCAAAAUCCAUUCAAAAGAAAUUUAUAUGAUUUUAGUGCACUGUUUGCUGCGGAACCCAUUUAUUUCAACAAUAAAUUAUUAUCAAUUAAGAACUACGUUGAAGAAUAUCUUAAUGAAAUGGCAUAUAAUUUGACGACAAUAGCACUUCACGAUUGGAAAACCUAUGAAUCGAUGUUAAAUUUGGCCAAAACUAAGUAUGGGUUUGAGUUUGUGAGGUCACAACUGCCCACUCAAACACUGGAACAGGGAUUGGAUGUGUUGGAGAUUACCCGCAAUAUUCAUGUUUUUGUUUCGCGAUAUUUAUAUAAUCUAAACAAUCAAAUGUUUAUUGAAAAGUCAUCCAAUAAUAAACAUUUAAAUGUUUUACUCAUCAGACAUGUGGCCAACUCUAUACAGACUCACGGUUUUGGUAUAAUUAAUACUACAGUCAACUUCACGUAUCUCUUCUUACGUAAAAAGUUUUACACAUUUUCCCAAUUUCUUUAUGAAGAGCACAUCAAAUCGCGACUGAUUAAAGAUUUACGACAUUUUCGUGAAUCAAAUGCUAUUAAGUUUGCAUUUGAAAAGGCAGACAAAUUGGUUAAAGGUAUUCGCAAAUUAGGACUAACUCCCGAUGGAUUUGUUCGAAUGUUAAGAAGUGGUGCACUUCAUUGCAGUUCCAAUUCAGUCAACUUUGUACCCGAUUUGGAUGACUUGACUGAAGUUUCAUUUCACGCGAUGACUUCAGAAGAGAAUUUAAGUGCCGAUACGGUGACGGCAGCACACAAUUUGGACUCAAUUCUGGUCACUUUGAAUCGAAACUUUACCGAAUCAACAGAUUAUUUCAAGUUAUUAGUUGAUGUAUUUGUUCAGAUAAUUCGCGAUCCAAAGAAUUAUCACUUAAAAAACUUUUAUGUAAUACUUCCGGCUUUGACUUAUAAUUUUGUUGAGAAUUUAAUUAUAAGCAAAGAGAAGAUGACUCGCAAGAACAAAGUGGGCGCCGCCUUCACUGAUGAUGGCUUUGCAAUGGGUGUCGCGUAUAUCCUUAAACUUCUUAAUCAAUUCAAUGAUUUCGAUUCACUUCAUUGGUUUAGUUCUGUGUCCGACAAAAUUAAGGCUGAGAUCAAUGAAGCCAACAAACAAAAUCAAAUCAAUGCCAACAGUGACGUCAAGUUAACACAAACCACUAGUUUAACAAUUAAAAGGUUGGAAAACCUUCAGAAGGAGUUUGACCUCUUGGAGUACAGUCUUACCAGUUCUCGGAUCCUCUUUAAGGCAACUCCUGAAUCAGUCAACUAA